Ailuropoda melanoleuca (giant panda) is the source of this 4955-nucleotide messenger RNA. It is a transcript of the gene EIF2AK3, whose product is annotated as eukaryotic translation initiation factor 2 alpha kinase 3. Gene Ontology annotation, cellular component: cytoplasm; nucleus. NCBI's taxonomy places the organism in Eukaryota, Metazoa, Chordata, Mammalia, Carnivora, Ursidae. Bases 620 to 3958 code for a protein of 1112 amino acids. The record is from RefSeq and is a predicted model, not a curated record. The transcript has 17 exons. Gene Ontology annotation, molecular function: eukaryotic translation initiation factor 2alpha kinase activity; protein binding; ATP binding. Gene Ontology annotation, biological process: eiF2alpha phosphorylation in response to endoplasmic reticulum stress.
ACAGUCAGAAUCGGCCACGUAUUAAGUGCCACUUCCAACCAAUCAAGAAGAAGUUACCUCAGACCUUUGGAGGGGCAUCCACUUCCACCAAUGAUCUUCAAGUCUUCUCGAGCGCCUCAUUUUUUGAGGGGCGAGGCCAACCGCAGCGAUGGCCAAUCUGCUCCGGGAAAAUGUAUUCCGGUACUGCGAAGUCUACCAAUCAGUUGAGAGGAUUGCAGGGAGGGGCGAUUCUCAUUGGUAACCGCGUCCGGAAGAGGGCCGGGCCUCGGUAGAGGGCACUACGACUUGAUUGGCAGGCGUGAUGUUGACAUCCGGGGAAAGCCCACCUUCUCCAAGAACACCAGCCUAGGUCUCCAGAGUGACGGAGGCCGCAGCCAAUCAGGGGGGUGACGCGCGGAAAGUUUGUUCAAUGGGCGAUGAUUGAGGGAGGCUGUCACUCAGGUGGCGGUGGCGGAGGCCGGGCUAAGACGUGGCCGGUGGAGCUCCGCUCGGCUGUCCAGGCCGUCGGGACGGCGACGGGGUGCCUAGCGCGUCCUCGUCCUGGUCGGGCGCUUCCAGCAGCGGGAGAGGCAGGCGCCGGCGGCUGCACCUCCAUGCUCGCACGCGGGGCGGGACGCUGAUGGAGCGCGCCACCCGCCCGGGGCCGCCCGCGCGGGCUCUGUUGCUGCUGCUGCUGGGACUAGCGGCUGGCGCGGUGGCCGCGGGGCGCGCCUCCGACCUCCCCGCGUCUAAGGCGGAGGCGGUGUUCGGCCUGGGGGCAGCGGCCGCUCCCACUUCUGCAGCGCGGGUGCCGGCUGCAGGGGCCGUGGCUACGGCAGAAGUGACGGUGGAGGACGCCGAAGCUGUGCCGGCGGCCGCUGUGGACCAGGAGCCGCGGGACCCGGAACCCGAUGACGAGGCCGACCUAAGGCCGCGCGGCAGAUCAUUAGUGAUUAUCAGUACUUUAGAUGGGCGAAUUGCUGCCUUGGAUCCUGAGAAUCAUGGUAAAAAGCAGUGGGAUUUGGACGUGGGAUCCGGUUCUUUGGUUUCAUCCAGCCUCAGCAAACCAGAGGUAUUUGGGAAUAAGAUGAUCAUUCCUUCUCUGGAUGGAGACCUCUUCCAGUGGGACCGGGACCGUGAGAGCAUGGAAACAGUUCCUUUUACAGUUGAAUCACUUCUUGAAUCUUCUUAUAAAUUUGGAGAUGAUGUUGUUUUGGUUGGAGGAAAGUCUCUCACUACAUAUGGACUCAGUGCAUAUACUGGAAAGGUGAGGUAUAUCUGUUCAGCUUUGGGUUGUCGCCAGUGGGAUAAUGAUGACAUGGAACAAGAAGACAUCCUGCUUCUGCAGCGCUCCCAGAAAACUGUUAGAGCUGUCGGACCUCGCAGUGGCAACGAGAAGUGGAAUUUCAGUGUUGGCCACUUUGAACUUCGGUAUAUUCCAGACAUGGAAACUAGAGCCGGAUUUAUUGAAAGCACCUUAAAGCCCAGUGGGAACAAAGAAGGGUCUAAAAUUAUUUCAGAUGUGGAAGAACAGGAAGCUGCCAUGAUGGACACAGUGAUAAAGGUCUCAGUUGCUGACUGGAAGGUUAUGGCGUUUAGCAAGAAGGGAGGACAUCUGGAAUGGGAAUACCAGUUUUGUACUCCCAUUGCAUCCGCUUGGUUAGUUAAGGAUGGAAAAGUCAUUCCCAUAAGUCUUUUUGAUGAUACAAGUUAUGCAUCUAGCAAUGAAGUUUUAGAAGAUGAAGAAGACAUUGUAGAAGCUGCCCGAGGAGCCACAGAAAACAGCGUUUACCUGGGAAUGUACAGAGGUCAGCUGUAUCUGCAGUCAUCAGUCAGAAUUUCAGAAAAGUUUCCUACAAGUCCCAAGGCCUUGGAAUCUGUCAAUAAUGAAUAUGAACUUAUGCCUUUGCCAACAAUCAAAUGGAAACCCUUAAUUCAUUCUCCUUCCAGAACUCCUGUCUUGGUGGGGUCUGAUGAAUUUGACAAAUGUCUCAGUAACGAUAAGUUUUCUCAUGAAGAGUACAGUAAUGGCGCGCUUUCAAUCUUGCAAUACCCAUAUGAUAAUGGUUAUUAUCUACCAUACUACAAGAGGGAGAGGAGCAAACGGAGCACACAGAUCACAGUCCGAUUUCUCGAUAACCCAAAUUACAGCAAGAACAUUCGGAAAAAGGAUCCUGUUCUCCUCUUACACUGGUGGAAAGAAAUAGUUGGAACUAUUUUGUUUUGUAUCAUAGCCACAACUUUUAUUGUGCGUAGACUUUUCCAUCCUCAUCCUCACAGACAAAGGAAGGAAUCUGAAACUCAGUGUCAAACUGAAACUAAAUAUGAUUCUGUCAGUGGAGAAGCUAAGGACAAUAGCUGGAAUGACAUAAAAAAUUCUGGAUAUGUAUCACGCUAUCUAACAGACUUUGAACCAGUUCAGUGCAUGGGUCGUGGUGGGUUUGGAGUCGUCUUUGAAGCCAGAAACAAAGUAGAUGACUGCAAUUAUGCUAUCAAGAGAAUACGCCUCCCCAACAGGGAGUUGGCUCGGGAAAAGGUAAUGCGAGAAGUUAAAGCCUUAGCCAAGCUUGACCAUCCAGGGAUUGUUAGAUAUUUCAAUGCGUGGUUAGAAGCACCACCAGAGAAGUGGCAAGAAAAAAUGGAUGAAAUUUGGCUGAAAGAUGAAAGCACAGAUUGGCCGCUCAGCUCUCCUAGUCCCAUGGAUGCACCGUCAGUUAAAAUACGCAGAAUGGAUCCUUUCUCUACAAAGGAACAUAUUGAAAUCAUAGCUCCUUCUUCACAAAGGAGGUCUUUUUCAGUAGGGAUUUCCUGUGGCCAGACGAGUUCAUCUGAGAGCCAGUUCUCUCCGCUGGAAUUUUCGGGAACAGACCAUGCAGAUACCAGUGAGUCCGUGGAUGCAGCGUGCAACCUCCGGGAUAGCUGCCUCACGGACUGCGAUGUGGAAGAUGGUACUAUGGAUGGCAAUGACGAGGGACACUCCUUUGAACUUAGUCCUUCUGGAGCUUCUCCUUACGAAAGGUCAAGGGAGAGAACAUCCUCUUCUAUAGUAUUUGAAGAUUCUGGCUGUGAUAACGCGUCCAGUAAAGAAGAGCUCAAAACGAAGCGACUGCAUAUGGGCAACCAUUGUGCGAAUAAACUAAGUGCUUUCAAGCAUUCCAGUAGCGAGUCUUCUUCCGAACCAAGUAUCUCUGUCUCUCCUCCAAGACCGACCACUUUAAGUCUAGAUCUCACCAAAAACACUGCAGAGAAACUCCAGCCCAGCUCCCCGAAGGUGUAUCUUUACAUUCAGAUGCAGCUGUGCAGAAAGGAAAACCUCAAAGACUGGAUGAACAGCCGCUGCACCAUAGCGGAGAGAGAGAGGAGCGUGUGUCUGCACAUCUUCCUGCAGAUCGCAGAGGCCGUUGAGUUUCUGCACAGUAAAGGCCUCAUGCACAGGGACCUCAAGCCUUCCAACAUAUUCUUUACAGUGGACGAUGUGGUCAAGGUUGGAGACUUUGGAUUAGUGACCGAAAUGGACCAGGAUGAGGAAGAGGAGAUGGUUCUGACCCCGAUGCCAGCCUAUGCCAGACACACAGGACAAGUGGGGACCAAACUGUAUAUGAGCCCAGAGCAGAUUCAUGGAAACAACUACUCUCAUAAAGUGGACAUCUUUUCUUUAGGCCUCAUUCUGUUUGAAUUGCUAUACCCAUUCGGCACUCAGAUGGAGAGAGUCAGGGUCUUAACGGAUGUAAGAAAUCUCAAAUUUCCACCACUGUUUACUCAGAAAUAUCCCCGUGAGUAUGUGAUGGUUCAAGACAUGCUCUCUCCAUCCCCCAUGGAACGCCCAGAAGCUACCACCAUCAUUGAAAAUGCUGUAUUUGAAGACCUGGAGCUUCCAGGAAAAACAGUACUCAGACAGAGGUCUCGCUCCCUGAGUUCAUCGGGAACAAAACAUUCAAGACAGUCCAGCAACUCCCGGAGCCCUUUGCCAAGCAAUUAGCCUUAACUUACGCUCGCGUCCCAAACAGGUGACACAGAACAGCCUCGGAGGAAUGUGGCUCUCCAGAAUUGUGAACUUGAAAAUUUUGUUCUUUGCUCAAUUUUAUUUUGGACUACUUUUCUAAGUCAUGUUUAAACUGGAUUUGGGGGCAUAACCUAAUUUGAGCCAAUGCUGUACUGCUGAACUCCAGGAGAGGGCAAUCCGUAAAUCACGUGUGCUCCUUUUUCUUCAGUGGUCUCUUGAAACUGGCUGGCCAAGCUUGAUAGCCCUCACCUUUGCCUGGGGAGGUAGAAACAAUCCCUAAAAUAUAAAGAGAGAAUUCAAAAGGAAAUAUUUUUAUAGUACAGAAGAGAGUUCCUACAUGUGGUAACUAUAUUGUUCUAGAAAUAUGCUUUCUAGAGACAAGAUGAUGAUUUUGAAACUAAUUUCCAAAAAAGCUGACUCCAUUUUUAUCCUGGUGUGUAAAUGGAGAAAGAAUCCGCACUAUUUUGGAGGACGAGUAGCACAAAUUGUGUGAUGGUUUAUGUCCAUAGCUAGUUUUAUAGUGAUAUUUGUAGCAUUAAAUAGCUUUAUUCCUUAGAUGAUUCUAGGGACAGUUUAAGAGCUUUUUUGUACUUUUACCUCCAAUAAAGGGAAAAUGAAGCUUUUUGUGUAAAUUGGCCAAAAGUUCUGGUUUGGGGAAGUAAAAAGCCGUAGUAAGACAUGAAUCAUAUAUUACAACUAACUUCUUGAAUUAUGGACCUUUUAAACCUAAUGAAAUCACUGUUUUAUGUGUAAUCCUGUAGGUUGGUAUUUUCCAAAAGUGAUUAUAGAUAACAGUUUCAUCAUCUAACUUGCUAACAUGUUUUUAUUUUUCACUGUAAAUAUGUUUAUUUUUUAUUUAUAAAAAUUCUGAACUCAAUCCAUUUGGGUUGGUGGUGUACAGAACGCACUUAAGUGUGUUAAGUAUUGUGACUUCUUUCAAGUCUAAAUGAUUUAAUAAAACUUUAAAAAAAUA